This is a messenger RNA of Symbiodinium sp. CCMP2456, 954 nucleotides long. The record is from the annotation of a GenBank genome assembly. NCBI's taxonomy places the organism in Eukaryota, Dinophyceae, Suessiales, Symbiodiniaceae.
AUGUCUCUCAUGACUGUGGAAAGGACCACUGACCUUUUCUGGCAAACAGCCGGAGAGGGUGGCCUUGAGGCACCGCUGCAGUGCAUCCUGCAAAUCUACAAAGUCCUUGUGACAGGCCAACAGGAGCGCGUUCCCCAAUUCAUGCUCUCGAUCAUCACAUCUCUGUUUAGCACCGCAAACUCCUUUGGCAAGCUUGACAAGUAUGGAAAUGGCCUGUCAGUGCUGUCCUGGGAGCAUGCCCGGCAGGUCUGCUGGCGGAUCCUGUGGCUGGCCCCUCGCCUGUUGGGACUGCCGAUCUUCGCCUAUUUGACACGACCACAUCAUGUUGGCUUACAUGAAAACAAGCAAGUGGUGGUGUUUGUUUAUGCCGCUUUGGAGCUUUUCUUGACUUGGCAGAUUGUGAUUCGCAGGUCUUCUGUACGGUAUGUUCUGGGAGUACAGCUGUUUUUUGCCGCUCUGACGAUGAUGGCCGUGCCGCCAGUCAUGCUACCGUCUGUCCGUCGCAAGCUGCCAGUCUACGCCACACAGCGCCCGAUGAGUUUCUUCGUUAUGGCGCAGCUUGGGAUGAGCAUGUCUCCCAUAAACAGUGCUCACACCCAGCUGCUUCUUCAGCCUCCAGCCGUAUUUAUUCUGGCAGUCUUCAUCUUGACAUUCAUGUCAUGGCUCGUGGCGGCAAUCAACAUCCUUGUCCAAGAGUGUUGUCAUCGAGAUGCGAACGGCCGUGAGGACGAUUAUGCUCUCUUGGGAAUAGAGCCUGGCGCAAAAUUCGAGAGAGAAAGGCAAGAGAGACAGCUAGCAGUGGCUUUGCGCGAGGCUGUUGCUUCCGGGGACGAAAUUCUUACAACGUUCCUUCUGCAAGAAGGAGCCUCUGUGGAUGGAAAGCAUGAUCCUGGCGUUGGUGUGUUGGAGUUGGAUUUGUGGCGUGGGCAGAAGUUUGCAGAAGCCGUGAGGUAG